Molecule: messenger RNA, 4919 nt
Organism: Magallana angulata
Lineage: Eukaryota; Metazoa; Mollusca; Bivalvia; Ostreida; Ostreidae
Product: D-beta-hydroxybutyrate dehydrogenase-like
Exons: 10
Coding region: 129-905 (258 amino acids)
Source: RefSeq, a predicted model, not a curated record
GGUGUUGUCAGUAUGGGUGAUUGAACCGCGGCGGCACGCGGUUUUUACCUGAGACAGGCGUUUAAACCGCGUUGCAAUUUGGACAGCGGGGGUGCACGGAAAAUACGGGAUCCGCGUUGACGGUUGAAAUGGAACUUCAAGGCAGAACAGCACUUGUGACGGGCUUUGCUGGCGCCAUUGGAUCGGUGAUUGCUAAAUCUUUAGCGAACGCCGGAUGUGACGUCAUUGGGGUGGACAAAGUGAAACAUGAUAUUGUACGGAUGUCCAUCGAUGAAAUAAAAGCAGAAAGUAAACGAGAUCUUAAAUACUUCCAAUGCGACCUUUUAAACAAAGAAGACAUCCAUAAGGUUUUCCAAGAUCUGAAGUCUGGAGAUGUUGACAUUUUAGUUAAUGCAGCUGGUCGAUUAUCAAUCAACAGGGUUGAAGAUUUGUCUGAUGAUGUUUGGGAUGAAGAUAUAGGCGUCAAUUUGACUGCACCAUUCGUAUUGAUAAAACUGGUUAUUGGCUUAAUGAAAGAAAAAGGUUGGGGAAGAAUUAUAAACAUUUCUUCAAGUUUGGGAAUAAAGGCAACAGGAAGUAUAUCAAGUUAUAUUGCCUCUAAGACUGGUCUUAUUGGACUCACGAGGGCAGUUGCUGUAGAGUGUGCAGAUAAAGGCGUGACAUGUAACGCCAUCUGUCCUACGGUUGUGGACACACCAUUUAUAACAUCUUUUAUGGAACACCAACAGAAAGCUACGGGAAAGAGCUACGAGGAAACAAAGGAGGCGGCUAGACAGUCACACCCAACAAAACAGUUUACUACACCUGAACAGAUAGCUGACUUAGUGGUGUUCCUUUGUUCCCCAGAAGGUCAGAAUAUGACUGGGACAGCUAUUCCCAUAGAUGGCGGAAUAACCAUCGCCUAAAGACAAUACGGCUGAAAGCGACACCUGUGUAAUGUAGAAAUGAUAUAUACAUACAAUCACCAUUUCGUGUACUUUUAAUUAAAACCCGUACAAUCUUCAAUUCCAAAUCAAUGAAUAUAACUACCACAGUUAUAUAGUGUUAUUAAAUACAUAUGAAGUGUUUGCAAUGGUGUUCACACAUUCGAUUAACGAAUACUAAUAAACUUUAUCAUAGACGACAGGACAUAGUUUUUUGUUUGUUGUUCAAAUAUUGCUCACAUUUGUAAAACAUUUACACAGAUCAUCGAAAGAUAGAUAUUUUUGAUUGCCAACACUUUUUGUUUUCUUUCAAACUUUGUCAACUGGGAUGCAACGGUAAAACAAUGUGAACAUGAUGAUGAUAACAUUAAUUCAUCUUUAGGAUUUAACUCUGUUUAAAACAAAUUACUUUAAAAAACUUAAAUUAAAUCUGCGUUCAGCAUACGUUUGAAAAAUAAUCCUUCCACGGUCAUUUAAAGGAAAGGUUAUCACACAAGACAUCGGACAACGAAUACGAUACUAUUCGGACUAACUUAAGAAAAACCCCCAAAUAUGCCUGUUCCCAACAGUCUACUAAAAUGUGAGAAAGGAAACUAAAAAGUGACCAAAAGUACACAAACCCUUAAUUAUUGCAUAUUUUUGUCAUUAAAAUUCAAUUUUGAAUUAAUUCGCAAUAUUUUGAAAGUCUCACUACAACGAUUUACAUCUGUAAAUCAAUUGACGUUUAAUAUAAAAAAGGAGUGGGUUCCAUGUCCUCAAAACUCUAGAUGAGAACAAAACUCAUGUUCAAGUAUUAAUAAUCCCAAGCCCGAAGUCUACAUAACUGUCACAGAUUGGCCGUGCUGGUUGUCAGAAAGAAUAACUAGUUGAAUAAUUAACUUCAUUUUAAUGUUCAAUACAUUUGUUUAUCUUGUAAUUUAAGUUUUACAAAGAAAUAUAGUUUUUGUAUGUCACUUAUUGGCUGGUCCGUAAUGGCGGCCUCGGCGGGCUCAAAAAACCAUCCGUCCGUGUAUCUGUGUAAGACAGGCCAAAGUUGGUGAAUCUUGACUGUUGAAUAAUUGAAGUUGACUGUUUAUGGUGGUUCCAUUUUUCUAAAGGCUGAGUUCCUUGAAUACUGAAUACUGCAAUAAUGGGAUCUAAAAAUAGUAUACAUUUCAUAACUGUAUAUACCAUACAUUGGGGUUAUAUUCUAUGCACGUUUUUCCACAUACAUAUACAUUACUUUACACAUAUAUUUUACAUGUAAUUAUAUUAUACAUGCCAACUUUUACUCAUGUUUUACUUAUAUAUUUUUACACUUGUACUUUACACAUACUAUAUACAUUAUACAAAUAGCAUGUUUACUUAUACGCUGAAUUCACGCAAUUACUAUCAUGAUACACACUUUUUACAAUGUUUACGGAACAUUGUUACUUUACAGUUACUUUGUAUACUUUAUAAACAUUACCAGUUUUUAUGUACUUAAACAAUAUGGUAAGUUUAAAACAACUCUAUGGAACAAAUGAACAAAAACACAAAAAAGGAACUUGGCUGUGAUUGCAACUGAAAUUAACAGUAAAAAAACUUGGAAAUAAAACUCUCUUACCUCCGAAGUGGGAAGAACAUGGUAAGAAUAUGCUCAGAUGUAAAUAUUUUGUAGAACAAACUCUAUUACAGGAGAGCAUGUGCUUCUCAGGUGCCUGCUACGCCCAAACUUACUACACCCGCACGGGUAUUUAAAAUGCCUAACCAGUUGAGUGAGUUUUAGGUACUCAAAUUAAAUCUAUGGACACCUGAUGUUGAUUAAAAUAUAUAUAUACAGGUAAAAACUAUGGCAAACAGUUUGGACAUUAAAUGUGACAAUUACCAAUAUGCAGUCUUUAAUCCGGAGAUUGUUUAUACCGCUAGUAAAACCCCAAAGGCAUCAAAGUAAAGAUGAUUUACUUUAUCAAGGUUGUGCCCAAAUGAUAAGAAAACUGAAAAUAACAAACCACACUAUUACCAUUAAAUCUCAAAUAACAAUACUCUAAAAAUAAUCAUGCAGAAUUGAGACAGUUAUUGGUGACCAUACUUUCUAAUUUUAAACAGAAAUUCUCUUCAAAAUGAACAAUUGGAACAGGAUAUACCCAUAAAGUAUAAUAUAUAACUUUCUUACUUUAAUGACUUAUCAGGAUGUAAACAGUAUGCACGUAAUAUCAAAACACAAUUUCACAAUAAACAUUUGCCACACAAAAACAUAUGUAGGAAAAUACAGAAGUAAUAAAGUUUACAGAUGUAUCAAAGAUCCAUAAAUAUGAAAUGUAUCAAUAUAUUUUGAAUACUUAGUAGUUAUGUUAAAAGAUAGGAAAAAAAUGUAUGAAUUGUACAAUUAUGUACCGCGAUAAGUUCAUUCCGAAUUUUCUCUUACUAUUUAAAUAGUUGCGUGGUGUUAUAUAUUUGGACUAGUAAAUAAACUAUAAUUACAAACUUAUAAUUAAGAAAAUAUCAUGAUUAACAAUUACGCUGUGCAUGGACAAACUCCACUACGAUAAAUCUUGCUAUCAAAGAGACAUGAAAUGUAGGAAUCGUGCUCGGAAGCACAUGCUAAAAUUAACGCAAAACGUGUGUACAAUGUUUCUAUAUUAUGAACGAAAAACACAAAUCCGGACAAAAUUUAAAAUUAUUCCGGAGACGGUACAACCAAAAACAAUUAAAAGUUGCAAGAGAAAAAGUUUGAAUCUGUGUAUAGUAUCCAGAAACGUGGGUGUGAACACUCGAAAGAGUACAUUGUAUUUGUAUGAUGCUUACGAAGAGUACUUCUACCUCACCAAAUGUUCUGUCCAUCUGUACGUAGAUUUUAAGUGAUUCUUCUUUCAAGCAAUUCGGUGUUUAAGAUAUUGAUUUCUACGAAAGCUCAGAGGGCUCAUUUGAGAUUCGAGAUUUGAAAUACUAGAUUCGAAAUACGAGAAUCAAGAUUCGACGUUCUAAAUUCAGUGUUUAAAUUAACAAUCAAAUUAAAGAUCUGGAAAUGUUUUAAAGAACAAACAUGAUAAGUAUAUUUGUGUCUAUAUAGGUUUAUAGAUGCACCAGGACACUUUUAAUUAGUUUAUGAAUACAAAACAUUUGAAAAAAGUCUAUAACUUUAAAGCACGCAGUGGAUAAAAAAGUAACGCAAGUCGAACUCAAUGAGUAAUAAUUGCUUUGUUAAAUUAAUCGUACAAUUGGAUCUGCGUUAAAAACUUCCGUUUUCUCUUUUUUUUCGUUUUAUUUAUUGGAACUUUAAAUAACAAAUUUAUACGGAUCAUAAUGGUCAGAAUUAGAAUAAUACGUAAAUAUACCUUGUGAAAAAAGUAAAACUAGUCAUAAUUUAUCUAUAAGGGCAUCUUUAUGCAACUACACAGAGAAAUUGAAAUUAUAAUUUAAUAGUUGUUUAUCAUUAUUACUUGCUGUUGUUUAGGACAUUACCAAAACCUUCUAACCCCUCCUCACAGAAAUUGAAAUGCAUUGCCAAGCAAAGACAAGCAAUUAGUCAAUAAAAUCAACCAUUUUAUGCAAGUGCGUUAUUGUCUUUGGCACUGCAGAUCAAAAAACAAAAAAACAUCUCAUAUUGCAUGUAUGUCUAUCCAUAAGCAAUACGGGCGCUAUCUAUUUUAAAUGCUUUAUAAAAGAGUAAUUGACCACUAGUACUUUAUAAAAAAAUUUAACACAUUACCUGUGUUUUAUUAAGUAAGCAAAACAUUACUAAGUUUUUCUGAUUACUUUGCACUUUAAAAGGAUAUGUAUUCGGCAUCAAUGACAGGGGUGUAAAACAUUAUUUUUUAUACAGCGACGACCCUCCGCUACAAAAGUGGGUCAGGGGCCACUCAAGAUACAGUGUUGCAACUGCACAGAUAGUUUUUUAAAAUUCUUUUUUGCUAUAUUGGAUCAGGUUGACAGGAUAAAGUUGAAAUGACUUUAGAAGGGAAAACAGCGCUUGUAGUCGGUUUUGCUGGUGCAAUCGGACCAUCAAUCGCCACUUCUUUGGCAAACGCCGGUUGU